AUGCCGCUUCUCGGUAACAACACGUUUGAUCCCAACAAAGACAUUCCUGACCUUACCGGCAAGAUUUAUGCUGUCACCGGUGGCUCGGCUGGUAUCGGUUUCGGAAUCGUUGCCCAUCUCCUUCAGCACAAUGCAUCCAAGAUCUAUCUGUUGUCCAACAAGGAGCAACAUGCAGAAGAAGCCCAGGAAGAGCUCAAAAAAUACGGCGAUACCACCAGAGUCGAAUGGAAGAAAUGCAACCUCGAAGACUUGAAAGAAGUUGACGCGGUUUCGAAGGAGCUCUCGCGCCUGGAGAAGCUGGACGGCCUGAUUCUUAACGCUGGGUUGGGUGUAGGCGUCUACAAUGAGACCAAAGACGGCAUCGACUCCCACAUGCAAGUUAACCAUAUCUCUCAAUUCCACCUCGCCAUGGUCCUCCUCCCACUCCUUCAGCGCACACCCGACAGUCGCCUUGUCCUUCAAUCGUCCGAAAUGCAUAAAAUGGCCGACGCAUCGAUGAAGUUCGCCUCUCUCAAGGAGAUCAACACCGACAUUGGCGCUACCAAGCUCUACGCCCGCACAAAGCUUGCCCAGAUUCUUUUCGUGCGCGCACUUGCCCGCCACGCCGCUAAGAACGAGCUCGGCUUCCGCCAGCAGGGAAUGUCGACCGGCCCGUGGAUCAUUGCCACGCACCCAGGUGCCGUGAAGACGGACCAGCAGGACCAAGCGGCUGAGGCGUACGGAACCAUGGGCAAGGUCGGUGUUGCGGUGGUGCGGCCGUUCAUGAAAGAUCCGGUCGACCAGGGGUGCCGCUCCGCGUUGUUCGCAGCGACGAGCGAAGAUGUGAUGCGUGAGGGGAUGCAGGGCGUGUACGUCGUGCCGGACCGGAAAGUGGAGGAGCCGAGUGACUUGGCGAGGAAUGAGGAUUUGAGUGAAGCUUUGUGGCUUUUGACGGAAAAAGUGCUGAUGGAUAAGAUCGGUCCACUGAGCUACGGGCCAGUGCACAUUGAUAACCUUGCCAAAGAAGGUUUACACGGAGCGAGGGAGUAA
Molecule: messenger RNA, 1029 nt
Organism: Lasiodiplodia theobromae
Lineage: Eukaryota; Fungi; Ascomycota; Dothideomycetes; Botryosphaeriales; Botryosphaeriaceae
Product: Oxidoreductase
Exons: 3
Coding region: 1-1029 (342 amino acids)
Source: RefSeq, a predicted model, not a curated record